GCAAAGGGUAUCUUAUUAUUCCCUCCCCGCGCAGCGCGCUAGGCUGGCGCUUGCGGGAAUCCCGGACCUCGGGCUCCUCUCCUUUCUGCAGCAGGGGAGUCCGCACCGGCGGCCGCGCGACUCUGCUCCAUCUUUCGCCCACCACCACAACCCGCUGCUUGCCCGGUUCCUAAUUAUUAUUAUUAGUAUUUCUACGCGCGUGGUUGAUCCGUUGCUUCCGACGCUUCUCCUCGGCUGGGGACAGAACUAAACAGCCAGACGCCCGACCCGCUCUUCGAUUGCUGCUGCAACAACAUCGGGUGACUGCAGGCGCGGGUCAAACUUUGCAGAAAGUCCCACUGGCCAGCGGCGACAUCCUCCACCUCCCAGCGUGCCCGAGGCGUCUUCUUUCCCCUCUGCAGUCCUGCUCUUUUGCAAACGGGGCUCUGCAAAAGCACACGCGCGGGCGCACUACCCUGCCCGCCUUUCUGCUUCACUCUGACGAGGAAGACGGGAAUCCCAGUGAUGUGUGGAGAGCAAAUCAGCCUGACCGCCAGCCUCCCACUCGUCUCCUCUAUCUGCAGCUGUUUCAGACCUUAAAGGCACUUCCUUCCAACCCGCGCAGGAAUGCUGGAGAGACCUGCACCAUGCCGGCAUCUCAAAGUCGGGCCAGGGCGAGAGACAGGAACAAUGUCUUGAACAGGGCUGAGUUCAUGUCGCUUAACCAGCCCUUGAAAGGUGCCCAAGAACCCAGGAGUGCUGGCCGGAGGCAGAACAGCCAGCCCGGCCCCACUCCUGCCCCAAACGAGGGUGCCAAGGAGCGGAGGCAGUCUCAGCAGCUGCCCGAGGAAGACUGCAUGCAGCUGAACCCUUCCUUCAAAGGAAUCGCCUACAACUCCCUCCUGGCCAUCGACAUCUCUCUCUCAAAGAGGCUUGGGGUGUGCGCCAGAAACGCCUCGUCCUGGGGCAAUGCCCGCUCCAUGAUCAACCUCAUCGGGAUCACCGGGCAUGGGAUCCCUUGGAUCGGCGGCACGCUGAUCUGCUUGGUGAAGAGCAGCACCCUGGCAGGCCAGGAGGUCCUCAUGAACCUACUUUUGGCCUUAUUUCUGGACAUCAUCAUUGUGGCUGGCUUACAGAAGAUGGCCAAGCGAAAGGGCCCGUAUGACAUAAGCCCAGGCCUGUUGGACUACUUGACCAUGGAUGUCUAUGCCUUUCCAGCAGGACACGCCAGCCGAGCUGCCAUGGUGUCCAAGUUCUUCCUCAACCACCUGGUCUUAGCUGUGCCACUCAGGAUCUUAAUUGUGAUCUGGGCCUUCUUGGUGGGACUUUCCCGGAUCAUGGUUGGGCGGCACCACGUCACCGAUGUCGUUUCUGGAUUUGUGUUUGGCUAUUUGCAGUUUAGGCUGGUGGAGGUGAUGUGGAUGUCUUCUAAUACUUGCCAGAUGUUGAUCUCCAUGUGGUGAAACAGCAGCAACGCACUGUCCUUUCCCCCUUUAUUUUUACACAAU
This is a messenger RNA of Lacerta agilis (Sand lizard), 1487 nucleotides long. RefSeq names its product phospholipid phosphatase 7 (inactive) (gene PLPP7). The record is from RefSeq and is a predicted model, not a curated record. Gene Ontology annotation, cellular component: nuclear envelope. Gene Ontology annotation, molecular function: sphingosine-1-phosphate phosphatase activity. Lineage: Eukaryota; Metazoa; Chordata; Lepidosauria; Squamata; Lacertidae. The transcript is spliced from 3 exons. The coding region runs from base 627 to 1442 and encodes 271 amino acids.